GCUUAGACUAUGUCCGCCGUAACGCAGCUUUGCCACUCCUGCUCGCAGCGUACAUGACCUGAACCUCCAACUCUGCCCUAAAGCCAUGGUGUGAUGACGGGCGCGCCCUUGUCGGUCAGCGCAGUUAAUUAACCCUCUUCGUAGCUACGUCCGUCUGCAUCCCUUCAUGUCGCGAGCUCAGGCAUUUGGAAGAUCAAUUGGCAGUAUGGUCAUUCCUGGAGCCUCUCUUGUCUUGCGUCUACUUCUCGCCGUGCUCCGCCUGCCGUUUCUCCUUCCGAUUCUCUCUUUCUUCGUCCUAUUCCGAAUCGCGUCCCACACUUGGUGCGCCGUAUACGAUUGCAAUGGUAUCUGGAAGCCUGCCUGGCCAGACUCGUGGUCCACCUGGGUCAUCUGUCUCGUCGUCGCAUCCAUCAAUACCGCCAUCUGGCUUCUCUGGCUCCUCGGGCGGGAAGGGAUAAUACUGGGUUACGAUAGAUGGCGACGAGGGCAGAAGUAUAGGCGUGGACAUGCCAGGCCACAGAAUGGGAGCCCAAGACGGUCGCAGGAUGAGGAUGAGUACAUGCUGCUUCCCGAGACGGACCACGAUGACGAGCGUCGUCGGUCGGCUUCCGCGGUGUCUCCGAACAGCGAGUGGAGAGAGACGCGCAUGCCGAGCCUCCGCACAGUCUUCUGGUGGACGCAGGCGGUUCUAUACGCAUCCAUUGUCCUCGUUGGUUCAUGGGAGGCGCUGCAUUACGAGCAUCCAAACGACAUCCGAUUCCGUCCAGAACUGCGGCGCGCCCUAGCGGAUCCACAACGCAACCCUGCAGGGUACGCGAAAGGCGAGAAAAUAUUUAUUGCCGCUGCUUUCUACGACAAUGAACAGGUGCUUCCGUAUUGGAUGCAGACAAUGUUGUCCGUGAUCACCUACCUGGGCACACAGAACGUCUUCGUGUCGAUCGUCGAGUCAAACUCACACGACAAGACGCCAGAGCUGCUGCGUGGCUUCGCGGCGACGCUCGCUGAGCGUGGUGUCGCUCAGCGCAUCCUCGUGCACGAUGAUGCGGUCGAGAAGCCGGACGACAUGUCGUUCAACAACCGGAUCAACUUCCUCGCGGCUGUGCGCAACCGCGCCAUGGAGCCGCUUGUGGAGGACGGAGGAUACGACCGCGUGCUGUUCUCAAACGACGUGUACGUCGAGCCGGAGAGCGUCAUCGAGUUGCUCGAGACGCGGAACGGCACGUACGACAUGGUGUGCGGGAUGGACUUUAAUCAUUUUGGGGCAUAUGAUGCUUGGGUUCUGCGAGAUCGACUGGGACAUUUGACGAGCACAAUUUGGCCAUACUUCAUCGAUGCACCGUCGAUCCAGCAGAUGCGCGAGGAUCUGCCCGUGCCCGCGUUCACGUGCUGGAACGGCAUCGUCGUCUUCAACGCCGAGCCACUCCUGCCCAUCGCACUGCGUCCCAACCGGACGCUCUCCCCGCUUGCACUGUCAUCGCCGCUGCCUCGCACCCAUCCUGCGGCGCGCAAUCCGGACCUGCGUGGCCCAUCGCCCGCGCUGACCCCGCCGCUGCGCUUCCGGUCAGCCGAUCGCGGCGCGGGCGAGUGCUUCUCGAGCGAGUCGUUCCUGCUCCCGUACGACAUGCGCAGGCUGUUCGGGCUCGACCGGAUCUACGUCAACCCGCGGGUCGUGACGAGCUAUCAGUGGAAGUUCUACGUGUGGUACAAGUGGGUGCUGAGCCACCGGCUGGUGCGAUGGUGGGUGAGGGAAGUGUACGAUGGCUGGCGGAUGGAGCGAAAAAAGAUGAUUGUGGGUGACGAGGCUAGCGUCUGGGUUUGGAACGGGGGCGAUUGUCAUCCAUGGUGGUAAUUUGGACUUGUGCUAUUUAUUUUUCUGACUUCGCACGUACUCUGCAAGUACCUUCACGUGAUCUGAUAUUCUGAGCAAUCUCGUCAAUCGUAGAACAAUGGUCGGAUACAUUUCCUCAGCAUAUAGGUGACAACCGUGUAUUACACGCAAACCAGACAUGUGCUCGCGAUAUGCGCUCAUUCAGAGAAGUGCACUUUGAUCCCGCGGUCUUUUUGCCUUCGAUUGCUUGCCGAGAGCUGGUUGUGAAC
Messenger RNA from Laetiporus sulphureus 93-53, 2097 nucleotides. Its product is annotated as glycosyltransferase family 69 protein. Bases 206 to 1849 code for a protein of 547 amino acids. The transcript is spliced from 5 exons. Lineage: Eukaryota; Fungi; Basidiomycota; Agaricomycetes; Polyporales; Laetiporaceae. The record is from RefSeq and is a predicted model, not a curated record.